This is a messenger RNA of Penaeus monodon (black tiger shrimp), 1139 nucleotides long. RefSeq lists its product as uncharacterized. Bases 577 to 1035 code for a protein of 152 amino acids. Lineage: Eukaryota; Metazoa; Arthropoda; Malacostraca; Decapoda; Penaeidae. The record is from RefSeq and is a predicted model, not a curated record. The transcript has 2 exons.
UAGCAAUCUGGCUUUUAAGGCCUAAAGGUGCGUUUACAUGAUCGAACUAUGUUCGAUGGACAAAAUAGUUACAAACUAGGAGUGGAAAGCGAAAAGGCUCGCUGAUGUCAGAAGCGAGCACCAAGUGGUUUACCAGACACUGUUCGCAGCAUCGAAACGACACUGUCUAGUAAAGUAUAUGAUGCUGCCAGACACACGAACAAAGUCACUUGGUUACAGGAUUUUCAGAAGUCCAUCAGUUCACUAGGUCUCAAUUGUCCUGUUAACAUGGCCAGCAGUCAAGGAGAAAAGUUGACACAGACAAAAGACCCUGCUACUAAUAGAACUCUACCGCCAAAAUCCAUGCUUAUGGAAUGUCAAGGCUGAUGUGUACAAGGAUAGGAACAAACGUGUCACGGCCAUCAAUGAAAUAACAGCGGGAAUGAAUAGAAGUGGAUUAUCUGUUACUGCUUCUGAAGUGAAGAAAAAAAUAGAAUCCAUCCGUGGUCAAUAAUGGCGAGAACUAUGUAAACUGGAGAAAUCAAAAGUCUGGGGCUGGUGCUGACGACAUCUACACCCCCAUAUUAUGGUGUUUUGAUGACCUUUCCUUCCUCAACGAUAGGGACAGCAAGAGAAUCCAUGUCAAGUAUGAAUAGCCAAGUGUCUCAUGUGCCUGAAGAAGUGUGUGAUCAUGAGAUUUUCAAUGAUCCUAUACUUCAACAAAAUGAACCUGAUUCUGUAACCCAUACAACACCAACGCCUGUCACACCUGUCCCACCUGUCCCAAGUACAUCACAGGAUAAUGUACGACCUGCAACUCAUAAGUCUUCACGCAUUCAGACUCAAAGUACCCGAGGGAGAAAAAGGUCUCUACCCACUGACGAGAGGCAUGCGGUGCUUCAAGAAGCGCUUCAUCAACUGAAGGAACUAUCUCGAUCGGAGAAGGAGGAUAGCGAUGAAGAAAGUGCUUUUGGUGAUGUUGUUGCCAAUGAUUUGCGGAAGAUGAAUGAAGAAUAUAGGAUCCAUGCACAGAAGUACUUUAUCUGGGAAAAUUAGGGAAGCUCACGUUUUCAACCAUGGUUGUUGCCUAAUUAUGUAGGACCAUAAUUAUGUCUAUUGAAAUUGCAAUUCACAUGUUUACAAUAAAGUUGUGAAAGUAA